This is a messenger RNA of Arabidopsis lyrata subsp. lyrata, 828 nucleotides long. Its product is annotated as putative F-box protein At1g47790. The record is from RefSeq and is a predicted model, not a curated record. Bases 4 to 759 code for a protein of 251 amino acids. NCBI's taxonomy places the organism in Eukaryota, Viridiplantae, Streptophyta, Magnoliopsida, Brassicales, Brassicaceae. The transcript has a single exon.
ACCAUGAGGUGGUUCUCAACUUUAACUAAAGCCGAAAGCUCCUGGGGAGAUGCGACAGGAUUUAUAGGAUACGACCCGAUCGAUGGUACAUACAAAACUCUGUGCAUGCCUUUUGUUCCUGAUACUAAGACAAGGACAAAAAACAGCAACCAUCCUCGGGUUCUUACAUUGGGAUCAGCUCAAGAAUCAUGGAGAUCCAUCAAAGGUAGCUUUGAACAUUACUCUUACACUCAUGGACAAUGCAUCAACGGGGUUCUGUAUUAUGAAUCUUUUCUUAAAUAUGAUAGUGCUCAUAGCUUUAUAGUAAGCUUCCAUGUCAGAUCUGAAAAGUUCAACAAGAUACAAGUUCCAUGGAAACUUUGCCGAGGUUACCUCUUAACUUACGAGGGAAAGUUAGCUUCUCUUGUUUACUCAACCAAUAUGGAUGCCUUUAUUUCACUAUGGGUUUUGGAAGAUGCAGAGAGCCAUGAGUGGUCGUUUAGAAUAUUUUCUUUACCUUUUCCUCUAGAUGAUCCAAUUUCGCACACCCUUUUAAUACUAACGGGUGUGACUGAAGCCGGUGAGUUUGUUUACGCACCAACAACUCUGGAGAAUCCGUUUCAUGCUCUGUAUUUCGAUCCACAGCGAAACAGCUUUAGAAGAGUCAUAUAUGAAGGAAUUGCGGACAACGAAUUUAGGCGACGCAAUGGACUUGGAAACAAACCUCUCCGUAGGCUACAUAUAUUUCCCAAUCACGUAGGGAGUCUUAUGUCUUUCUAAACAUUAUUUUUGUUUUCUGUUGUUUUCCUUAGAAUAAGGCACUUAUAGUUGAUGAUUUCUUGUAAACGU